Messenger RNA from Centrocercus urophasianus (Greater sage-grouse), 3479 nucleotides. It is a transcript of the gene OSBPL3, whose product is annotated as oxysterol binding protein like 3. Gene Ontology annotation, cellular component: cytosol; perinuclear endoplasmic reticulum; intracellular membrane-bounded organelle. The coding region runs from base 695 to 3364 and encodes 889 amino acids. The transcript has 26 exons. NCBI's taxonomy places the organism in Eukaryota, Metazoa, Chordata, Aves, Galliformes, Phasianidae. The record is from RefSeq and is a predicted model, not a curated record. Gene Ontology annotation, molecular function: cholesterol binding.
GCCGAGCUGGCGUGCUGAGGUGCGGUGCCGCUUUCCGCGCUCCUGCUCUUCCCGGCGUUGUUAGGGUCGUGCUUUGUGCUCGUGGUCGCUGCUCCCGCCGACUCCUUCUGUCCUCCUUCUUCCCUGGGGCCGAUCCAGCAGCAGACUCACAUGAGCUUCUCAGGUGUUGCCUAAUGGAAUUGCUUGGACUUCUACCACUCUAAAAGAAGAGAUUUUUAUUCUACACGGUCAGCUCUGGGGGACUGCCCACUCAUUACUUGCAGAAAGUCUUGCAUACUUGGCAGAAAUGAUUAUAGCCCUGCCACACCCCAGCGUGCAACAUGUGGCUAUUUUAUUUUCAGAAGGGAUUUAUGACACAAAGGUUCUUGCAUCGUGAUCACUGGCUUUGUGAAACAGCCUUAGCAGAGCUUGCUUUCUCACUUGAUUCUUGGAAACUGGAGAUUAUUUCUACAGUACUAGAGGUCACACUUCAAGUCUGGAGAAGGGAAGGCUCAGGGGAGACCAUAUAGCAGUCUACAACUACCUGAAAGGAGGUUGUGGUGAGGAAUUUCUAUGGGAUGCAGAUCAUGCUACUGAAAUGCACUAGGGUAAAGGAUGUGUUCUGCAUUUCUCUCAGGAGUCUUCCAAUACAUUUGCUUAAUUACCUUUUAAUGACAUUCUAAGUGAGCUGAUGUGAAAUAAAUGACCUUGAAUCAUGAGUGAAGAAAAAAACUUUGGUGUAUCCCAGAAAAUGUUGUCUCCUUCAAGAAGCACUAGCAGCUGCUCCUCUAAGCAGGGAAGUCGACAGCAGGACAGCUGGGAAAUUGUAGAAGGACUCCGGGGAGCAAUGAAUUGUACCCAGGAACCACAGAAACAGGAAGGCUGCUUGCUGAAAAAAAGAAAAUGGCCUUUGAAGGGCUGGCACAAGAGAUACUUCUUUUUGGACAGAGGGAUUUUGAAGUAUUCUAAAUGCCAAGCUGAUAUAGAGAGAGGGAAACUUCAUGGCUGUAUUGAUGUUGGACUUUCUGUCAUGUCUGUAAAGAAAUCAACAAAAUGUAUAGACUUAGAUACUGAAGAGCAGAUAUAUCAUCUGAAGGUGAAAUCUCAGGAGCUGUUUGAUGAGUGGGUGGCAAAGCUUCGUCAUCACAGGAUGUAUCGUCAGAAUGAAAUCUCCAUGUUUCCUCAUGACGCCAAUAAUCUUUUCUUCCCAGUAUCUACUACUGUGGAUUCUGGCCCUGGUCUGUGUGAUUUGACUCCAAGUAGAAAGGCAGGAAGCUUGACCAAACAAAACUCGCUGUCAGCUGGUGGUAAUUUGUCAUUUUCCUUUUCGAGUAAUGAGUCGAGGAUUCCAUCUUGGCUGCAGUCUUCUGAAGACAUGGAAAAAUGCUCAAGAGAUCUGUCCACUUGUCACGCAUAUUUACUGGAAAUGAACCAGCUGUUACAGAGCAUGGAUGUCCUUCACAGGACCUAUUCAGCGCCUGCUAUAAAUGCUAUGCAGGUUGGACCUUUUGAAAGCCCAAAGAAGGAAAAGAGAACACAUAGGAGGUGGCGAUCUAGAGUUGUUGGGAAAGAGGCUAAGGGAACAUUACAGGUGCCUUCAGUAUUUUCUGCCCCUAUGAGACUACAUGCUUCCAAUCCUAACUUAUCUACAAUAGAUUUUGUAGAAGAGAAAAACUACUCUGAUGGCUCUGAAACAUCAUCAGAAUUUACUAAAAUGCAGGAGGACUUAUUUCAUAUUGCACAUAAAGUGUACUUCACCUUGAAGUCAGCUUUCAGCAGCAUAUCUACAGAGAGGGAAAAGCUGAAGCAGAUGCUAGAGCAUGAGGCAUCAUCAUCUCCAUCUGCACAAAUAGUUGGCUUGAAGAAUGCCUUAACGUCUGCAAUAGCACAAAACACAGAUCUAAAAGACCGGUUACGCAGAAUACAUGCCGAAUCUAUGAUCCUUGAUUCAGCAUCUAAUGCAAAAUCAAGUCCAGAUUUGGUGAAGGAAAAUUCAAGAGAAGAAAACAGAGGUCUGGUUCACCAGAUCUCCAAUGAAAGCAGACUGUCUAUUGCUGACUCUCUUACAGAAUUUUUUGAUGCACAGGAAGUCCUACUGUCUGCUAGUUCUUCAGAAAAUGAGGUAUCAGAUGAUGAUUCAUACGUAAGUGAUAUCAGUGAUAAUGUCUCAGAAGAUAACCUAAGUAAUGACAUAGAGAAUGAAAGACAAACUUUAGACUGUAUUUCUGAAAGUGGAAUUGGAUGUCAUUCUAAAAGGAGAACAUGUUUACCAGCUCCAUGUCCCAAUACUAGUAACAUCAGCCUAUGGAAUAUCUUAAGAAACAACAUAGGAAAGGAUCUCUCCAAAGUGGCCAUGCCUGUGGAAUUGAAUGAGCCACUUAACACCCUUCAGCGUCUCUGCGAGGAGCUGGAAUACAGUGAGCUACUAGAUAAAGCAGCUCAUACACCCAACCCAUUUGAACGGAUGGUAUAUAUAGCUGCGUUUGCAGUAUCUGCAUAUGCAUCCAGUUACUACCGAGCUGGAAGCAAGCCAUUUAAUCCUGUUCUUGGAGAAACCUAUGAAUGUAUUCGUGAAGAUAAGGGUUUCCAGUUCUUUGCAGAACAGGUCAGUCACCAUCCACCUAUUUCUGCAUGUCAUGCUGAAUCUGUGAAUUUUGCUUUUUGGCAAGAUGUAAGAUGGAAAAACAAAUUCUGGGGAAAGUCCAUGGAAAUUGUUCCCAUUGGUACAACACAUGUAACUCUUCCAGCUUUUAGAGACCAUUUUGCAUGGAACAAGGUGACAUCUUGCAUCCAUAACAUCUUAAGUGGGCAAAGAUGGAUUGAACACUAUGGAGAGAUCAUCAUCAAAAAUCUUAAUGACGACACUUGUUACUGCAAAUUGACUUUCAUAAAGGCAAAGUAUUGGAAUCCAAAUGCACAUGAGAUCGAAGGCAGUGUCAUGGAUAAAACGGGGAAUGUUGUGCAUCGACUCUUUGGGAAGUGGCAUGAAAGUUUGUACUGUGGGACAACUUCAUCUCCAAAUUGCAUAUGGAGAGCAAAUCCAAUGCCUAAAGACUAUGAACAGUGGUAUGGAUUUACUCAGUUUGCAUUGGAGUUAAAUGAACUGGACCUGCAAACAAGGUCACUGCUCCCAUCCACUGACACACGCUUUAGACCAGACCAAAGGUUUCUAGAAGAAGGGAAUAUUGAAGCAGCUGAAAUGCAAAAACAGAGAAUUGAGCAGCUACAGAGAGAACGACGGAAGGUGCUGGAAGAAAACAAUCUAGAGCAUCAGCCUAGAUUUUUCAGGAAAUCCAAAGAUGACUCCUGGGUGAGCAAUGGAACCUACAUGGACCUUAGGAAAGAACCGGGUUUUUCCAAACUGGACAAUCCUGUCCUCUGGUGAAAGAGGAGCCAAGUGAAGAUAUUCCAUGCUGUACUCCUGGAUCUGAUUUUUAAAAAGUAUAUAUAUAUAUACUUUUGUAUGUGUAUAUAUAUAUACACACAUAUAUUAUAUGUGU